AUGGGUCGAGUCUUCAAGUGGAACUAUGAAGUGUCGCUCAAAGUCUUGGCACAACAUCAUCUUAGCUCCGUUUACUUUUUCCGAAGCUCUCUUCUUCAUAAUCCCCUACUUAAUCCAUCUACCAUCACAAUGUUGUCUCUUCGCACUAUCUCCCGCGCUGUGCCUCGCACUGUCUCGCGCUCUAUCGCCACCUCCGCUCUGCGCCCUGCCCUCCCCAAGUUCACUCCCCAGCCCUGGAAGCAGGUCUCCAAGCCCGCCUACGCUGCUUUCUCUACCUCCAGCAUCUUCAAGGCUCCCGCCGCUGAGGGUGACGUCGAGCUUCUCGCCAAGCUCGAGGAUGAGUUGAAGCACGAGAAGUCUUCCGACGUUCCCGAGUUCAAGGAACAGCAGGAAGUCAUCCAAGAGAUCAUCAAGGCUGGCGAAUGGCAAGUCAAGGACGUUGAGGGUGAGCAGGAAGUUGUCCUGUCCAAGAAGUUCGGCAACGAGAAGGUCAGCGUCAGCUUCACCGUCGCCGACAUCCAGAACAUCAGCGAGCAGGAGGACUUCGAUGAGUCUGCCCUUUCCGAUGAUAUGGGAUACGAGGGCAAGGAGGGCCACGAGGAAGGCGAGCUCCCUGAGCCUAGCUUCCCUGCUCGCGUGAACGUCACUAUCGAGAAGCCCACCAACGGUGCUGUCCUCAUCCAGGCCGUUGUCCAGGAUGGCGUUUUCGCCAUCGAGGAAGUCUCCCACUUCGCCAAGGCUGAGCUUGCCUUGGCCCAGACUGCCGAGAAGGACUGGUCUCGCCAGAGCCUUUACGCUGGUCCUCCCUUCGAGAACCUCGAUGAGGACCUCCAGAGCCUCUGGGAGCGCUACAUCGAGGACCGUGGUAUCAACGCUGAGCUUGCUACCAUGAUCCCCGACUACAUCUCCGUUAAGGAGCAGAAGGAGUACCUUCGCUGGUUGGAGAAUGUCAAGAACUUCGUUGGUGCUUAA
This is a messenger RNA of Penicillium salamii, 972 nucleotides long. Lineage: Eukaryota; Fungi; Ascomycota; Eurotiomycetes; Eurotiales; Aspergillaceae. The record is from the annotation of a GenBank genome assembly.